AAUAAUUGAACAACUUAAGUUGUUAAUUAAUAUAGGUUUGUAAAAAAUAUUCAAUUGAAAUAAAAAUAAUUUAUUUUGUUUAAAUGUGGAAAUCCAUUAACCGGCGCCAUCUUCAGAAUCAAAUAUCACUGUUAUUUUCACACAAUAAGAUAAGAAAGAGUCAGCAGACUUCUCUUACGUUUAAUCGGACAGUCACUUUAUCAAAAAUAUCUUUAACUACGAUUAUGGCUAAUGAUCAGGAUGACAUCGCGAGAUAUUUCGAAAUUGCGAAAAAUUUAACGUUAGAAGCUGGAAAGUUUAUUACAAGUGUGGAAAAAUCGGAAAAAAUAGUGAAAUCUAAAACAGUCGAGACAGAUUUAGUUACAAACUUUGAUUACAAAAUUGAAGAAUUUUUAUUCGAAACACUUAAAAAGGAAUUUCCUGAUCAUAAAUUCAUCGGGGAAGAAAAAACUGGCCAAUCGGAGCUUUCAGAAUUGACUGACGCACCAACAUGGAUAAUCGAUCCGAUCGACGGUACAGUCAAUUUCGUACAUUCUUUUCCACAAUUCUGCAUUUCCGUAGGUUUAUCUAUUUGUAAAGAAAUAGUUCUAGGAAUUAUUUAUAAUCCGAUCAAUUGUGAACUGUAUACGGCAAAAAAAGGUCAAGGUGCGUACCUAAAUGGAGAACCUAUUCGAGUAUCCGAUGUAACAGAAUUGAAGAAAACAAUGUUGGCGUAUGAACUUGGAAGUAUCAAAAUGUGCGAGCACAAAGACAUAGUUAUUGGUAGAUUAUUGGCUUUAUUCGAUGCAUGUCAAGCUGUAAGAAAUAUAGGUUCUGCUGCGUUAUCGUUAGCUUAUGUUGCUAAAGGCGUAAUAGAUUGCUUUCAAAUGGAUGGUCUUCGACCUUGGGACGUAGCAGCAGGAAUGUUAAUAGUAACUGAAGCUGGUGGUACUUUAUUGGAUUCGAAAGGUGGACCUUUCAAUCUAAUGAAACCGAACACCGUUGCCGCUUGUAAAAGUCAAUUGGCUUGCGAAGUCACGAAAUUGAUCAUUGACACAGACUUGAAGACACGAAGAAAAAGAUUACAACAUACGAAGCAUUAAUAAAUUUAAUUAUAUAUUUGCAAAUAAGUAUUAUAUAAAUUAAGAAAUAAUUGUUAAUAAAAUUCUAUUAUUUUUAAACGCGAUAUAAUAAUCAUGUUUGAUAAAAACCUACUGAAAAUAUAACAAGAAGAACAAUAAUAAUUAAAAAGCAGAGUUAAUUGAUGAAAAAACAAAAAAAAAACAGAGAAAUCUAUUACACGUGAGUUGAUAAUCACGAGGUAUGAUUAAGUAUGUGAAAUACGUUCUAUAAAAUCUUGUUAUAUUCUUCAAGACGUUAAUUAAAAUUGUAUUAUUAAAUCAUGAUGGAGAAUUAAUAUACCUUAUUAUCAAUUAACUACUCUUAAUUAAUUUUAUACUCGUAUGCGAUGACCUUAAAAUGUCUAAUUGUUAAAUGACAUUAUUUAAAGCUAAAGUCAAAAACUUAUGCAAUGAAAAUUAUCGUAGUAUGUAAACAUCAUUAUCUUGUUAUAAUAAUCCGUUUAGGUUUAUUACUACUGUGACAAUCGUUAACACACAAAAUAUUGUAUAAAAUUUAAAUAUAAACUAUUUUGAUACGAUAUG
This is a messenger RNA of Polistes dominula (European paper wasp), 1643 nucleotides long. Its product is annotated as inositol monophosphatase 1. The record is from RefSeq and is a predicted model, not a curated record. Gene Ontology annotation, molecular function: inositol monophosphate 1-phosphatase activity. Gene Ontology annotation, biological process: inositol metabolic process; phosphatidylinositol phosphate biosynthetic process; signal transduction. NCBI's taxonomy places the organism in Eukaryota, Metazoa, Arthropoda, Insecta, Hymenoptera, Vespidae.